UCCACCUCAAGCUAAAACCUCCACGAGCCUCUAGCUGAAAUCAAAUAUUCACAGAAUGCCCUGUCGUUCCCUCCACCUUAUCCUCGUGGUUAGCAUCGCCGCUCUCAUCUCCGGCGAUGUAGCCGCCAUCCGUGAGCGUGAGCGUGAGCCCGUCGCUGGUGCUGCUCCUCCUCCCGGAGAUGGGCGGGCUGGAUUCUCUCUCCCCGUCGUUCACUGGAGGACCAUGGCAGAGGUCGUCGAGGAGGAGAUCCAGUUGGCAGCCAAUGCCACCGCCAGCGCAACGGAGCAGAAGUUUGUAGUGCCAUUCCGCCAUCGCCGCAGGUACUCGUUGUACCUGGUGCAGCUCCGCAUCGGCGGCGGAGCUGCCGGCCGAGUCCCGUCAAGAUACGUGCUGUUCGACACCGGCAGCGACCUAUCGUGGACGCAGUGCGUCCCUUGCCAGCGCUGCAACCGGGGCUAUUAUCUGCCGCUCAACGCCAUCAAAUCCGGGACCUACCGGCACCUCUCGUGCGAAGAUCCAUUGUGCGAGCACGGGACUGGCACGCAGUGCUCCAUGAACUACGUCUCUCCGGGCGCGACCGAUGACCUGUGCCUGUUCCGGAGGAGCUAUGGCGACGGCAGCAAAGUGUCAGGCUAUGUAGGGUCUGACAUCUUCCGUUUCGGUAACAGCAUCGCGGGCGGCGGCGAUGGCUACAGCUUCGAGCAACCUGUGGCCUUCGGCUGCGCGAUGUAUGAAAGCACCAGCGCCGUAAGAGAAUACAGCACUGGUAUUCUCGGUUUAGGCAUCGGUCCCCUUUCGUUCGUCGCCCAGGCAGGCGUGAAUAAAUUCUCCUACUGCGCUCUGUCACCGGAGCGAAAUGAUCUCCGUGACGAGUGGAGGAAAACCACAAGCUAUCUUCGGUUCGGCGAUCAUGCUGUCACGUCCGGCAUGAGGAUUCCGUUCAAGCAGGACGGCUAUCGCUACGCCAUCAGCCUCAAGAGCGUGACGUACCGGCGAGGAGGUCGCAUUGAUCAGCAGCAGCCCGUGCCCAUAUUCCUCCGUGAAGAGGAGGCGGAGCAGCUGCCCAUGCUGGUGGACUCCGGGUCAGCGCUCAUCUGGCUUCCCAGUGUCAUCUUCGACCCUCUGCUCAAGAGGAUCGACGACGAAAUAGCUUUGGUCAGAGUGUCCGAUCCCACUUCUAACCCCAACAUCAACUGCUAUUUUGGGGAUAUGUCAGAUGUCGAAGCGGUGUCGGUCACGCUCGGCUUCAAUGGAGGGGCAGAGCUCGAGCUGUUUGGAGAUACUCUCUUUACUGAAGGUUCAGCCGGUAGUUACGUUUGUUUGGGGGUUGCCGGCGGCGAGCAAGCUGCACUAGGGAUGAUUGCUCAGCGUAACACCAAUGUUGGGUAUGAUCUAUCCAACAGAGAUUACUUUUGA
Triticum aestivum (bread wheat) is the source of this 1417-nucleotide messenger RNA. RefSeq names its product aspartic proteinase CDR1-like. The transcript has a single exon. Gene Ontology annotation, cellular component: extracellular region. Gene Ontology annotation, biological process: proteolysis. Gene Ontology annotation, molecular function: aspartic-type endopeptidase activity. The record is from RefSeq and is a predicted model, not a curated record. Bases 56 to 1417 code for a protein of 453 amino acids. Lineage: Eukaryota; Viridiplantae; Streptophyta; Magnoliopsida; Poales; Poaceae.